Molecule: messenger RNA, 3171 nt
Organism: Hyposmocoma kahamanoa
Lineage: Eukaryota; Metazoa; Arthropoda; Insecta; Lepidoptera; Cosmopterigidae
Product: cyclin-dependent kinase inhibitor 1C-like
Exons: 6
Coding region: 258-902 (214 amino acids)
Source: RefSeq, a predicted model, not a curated record
UGAAAUCACAAAAAACGUACUUUCGCCUGAUUUUAUGCAUCAAAGUUAGCAAAACAAGUUAUUGGGUGCUGAGCAGUUUCCUCUAACUGUAAUAUGAGGCUUCAAUAUAGCAUUGUGAAGUAAUAUUACUGAGGUGGGUUUUGGGUCAGUUUUCCCUAUCUCGUGGUAAAUCCCUUAUGAGUCAUGCGUGUGUCAAGCGUCGAGUGCCAGUGUGUUUCGAGCUCGCACCUUGAGCGAUUCUUCUGCGACUAGCAGCCAUGUUCGGCCGCGACUGGGACGACGACGACUGGUUCGAGAAGGUGCGCAAGGAAAAUCAAGACCAUUUCAACACGGUUGUUGUUGAAGACAAUUUCGUUGCAACCCGCAACAUGGCUCUGACAGUGUUUGCGGUCGUGGCGUUCGUUCUGGUAGUGCUGGGGAUUGUGCUGUGCUGCUGCCGAGCGCGGCGACGCAACGCCGGACACGUCAUCGCUACUGCGACGGUUCCUCCGGUUCCGCCGGGGCCGAACAACCUCGCGCGUUACCCGCAACAGCAGUACGCGCCGUACCCCGCGCAGGCGCCAGUGGUAGCAACGUACCCCGUGCAGUCACCGUACCCCGCGGCAGCCCCGUAUCCCGCGGCGGCACCGUUCUCAGCAGCGACCCCGUACCCAUCAGCGGCCCCGUACCCCGCAGCGGCGCCGUACCCCAUGCCGUGCCCGACGGCCAGCGCGCCGUCCGCUCCCGACGCCCACGCGAUGUUCUACGGCGCGUUGCCGUCGUCGACGCCGGUGCCGCUGGCGAUGGCGGUGCCGCCGCCCGGCUGGAGUACGCGAGCUCUGCCGCCGUCGUACGACCAGGUCGUGGGAGCGGCCAAGCACGGCGCCGCGCAGCCGCCGUACAACCCGCACGCGCCGCACUAGGCCCCGGCGCGGCGCGGGGCGGCGCGACACGAGGACGCACGCGACUUGUCGGCGCCCGCGGGAUGUCGUCGUUCAGUUGAAACGUGUACACGGAGCGAAAUUGAGUUUGCUUGUCUCAGAAUACUUUUGUUGCAAUGGCACAGCAUUUGGCUCGUUAUAUUUUGUCAACUCGGCCUCGAUCUAAAUCUGCGAUUCCUAUAUUUAUAUCAAAAGGAAAUACGUGGUUCGCUCCGUGGACUCGUCACAAUAUAGUAAAAGAGUGUGACGUCACAGUUGAACGACGCGGUUUAAGUUACAAGUAUAGGUUAUUGAAACGCCAUACGAGUGUUACCAAUGACAAACGAGUAUUGCACAAAACUACUUAGAUAGGAAAACAAUAAGCCGUCUCUGUUGUGCGCUCGACUGAAACUCAUUUUGACAGGACUCAUAUUAAUGCUGUUCCACAAUUAGUAUUUACUGCCGUAUUGAGGGUACCGAAGGGCGGUAAUAUAACGAUUUCCAGGCAAUUAUUUAAUUUUCCUUCAAUGAAACGCUCGGCGGAGGCGCGGCCACCGGCCACCGGCCACCGGCCGCUUGCUGAACAUUCGUGAUUACACGUGAUUACAUCAGUAUUUAAAAUGGACAAGAUUUAUAUAAGUUUAGCUACUACGAGAGAUUUUUGCAGAGAUUACUGUAGUGCUAAGAAUACUUUACUGUCAUUCGCAGCGUGUUCGCGCAAUUUUGCCGUCGCCGAAACGUAGCAGCGCAGUCGCGUUCGACAAAUAUAAUCGCUCCCCGAGGCGCUCCUGUCGUUUUUUGUACAUUUCUAGAAUAAAAUGACAAUUAUAUACAAAAGAAAUUACCAGAAAAUCUACAAUUAAAAUUUCCUGAUUUCGCUACCUUGUGUCUUCUGUGAUAAACGAAAUACGUCAGUGUAUUUACCUAAAUUUAGUCUCUCCCAUUGGCGUUACGGUCGAUGUUGUUACUUCCGAAUUAUGUUUUCGUACAGGGUGUCUAAUAAUUGUUAAUAGAGUACAUUAUUUUUCAACAUUAUCCUCGUCCAUGCAAAAUUGUUAUUAUUAAGACUUUUAGCUUUUAUAAAGAACGUUUAGUCGUUAAUUUGUCGGAAGGGUAAACCGAUGUAAAAUUAUUUCCUAAGCGCGACUAUAUAUUUGACAUUGUUAAAGCGGUUCGUUAGCGUUUUCCAUUGCCAAAUAUUCACUCAAAGCGUUUUGGAGAUUUGAACCUGCAUCGUGUAGGCGUGUAGGGAUUGUCCCAUGUAAUUUUGUUUGUUCGUAUGAACGUGGGCACUUUAAAACGCGGUUUUGGGAAAUAGUAGGAAGAGGAGCGCACGGCGGAUGGGCAUGCUCAAUUACUAAACUAUAAAGAACUAUAUAGGCUGGAAUGAAAGCGGACGUAUUGCAACCGUAAAGCCGCGCACCAAAAUCGCCGUGCUGCCGCGGUGCGGCCGCAGCCAGCGGCAGGAUUCCCGGCGACAGGCCUCCCGCGUCUGCGACAUUCACGAGUAUUAUCUCGCGCAUACGUCAUUCGUUCUGUUUCCACGCCGGCCUUUAUUGUUUAGUCUUUUACACCCUGUUAGUAGAUCCUGAGGGCGCAUAUAUUCUUUGCAACAAACGAAACGGUUCGGUUCCCGCCCGCGCUGAUCGAGUGCCACGAAUCUAUGUGCGAUAUUUCUAGCUGUAGAUACGUUGAUAUAUUUUGUGAGUAAGUAUAAAGUGAAUUUAUCGGAAACGACGUGUCAACAUUUAUGCAACAAUAUUUUAUGAAACCUUUCAAAUAUGAAUCGUCUUUAAGUGACCACAAUUUUUUCAUCUGUUGUUUCUAAAUGUUAUUUUUUUAGUCAAAGUAAUGCAAAGCAUUUAUUGAAUGUUAAGUAUGGGUAGCUUUAUUAACGUAAAUAAUAGUUAUCGUACUCUCGUGUUCGAAAAGGGCGAAAUAUCACCAAUUGUUGGAUGGCGUGCAAAAGAUCACAAAAAAAUAUAGACUUUCCGUAUAAGCGACGUGUUGUCAGAUCUUACCUUGUCCGGGAAGUGUUCGUGAUUUCUUGACAAAGGCCGGGCCGCUUUUAAUAUGUUUCACCCUUUCCUAACAAACUGUAUUUUGUUAUGACGAGUAAGUGUUCAAUGGAGUGCUCCUCUGUACAUUCGAUAUUAUAAUCGAAAUAGUGCAUAUGUUAUAGUGUAACCCAUUAUAUGAAUCUACAUGCUGAUGUCGCUCCUGUCGCAAACUCGACUAAAUCAAAAGAAAUUGACAAUUCGACCGCUUCACU